Messenger RNA from Oncorhynchus kisutch (coho salmon), 2141 nucleotides. RefSeq names its product NEDD8-activating enzyme E1 catalytic subunit. Gene Ontology annotation, cellular component: cytoplasm; nucleus. Gene Ontology annotation, molecular function: NEDD8 activating enzyme activity. The transcript has 18 exons. Gene Ontology annotation, biological process: protein neddylation. Lineage: Eukaryota; Metazoa; Chordata; Actinopteri; Salmoniformes; Salmonidae. The record is from RefSeq and is a predicted model, not a curated record. The coding region runs from base 443 to 1831 and encodes 462 amino acids.
UUUUCUUUGCAACCCCAUCCACUACAGAAACACUACUAAUCAAAUGAAAUUGAAUUAGAAAGGCUAACUACACAAAAACAAAAAAAAUACAUUUCUUCGAUUUUUCCAGAACUCAAAAGUGGUCUCCUGAUGUGUGCAUAGUUUUGGAUUUAAAACAUACCAUUUUUUUGUUCUUCUGUUGACGUGUGGCAUUGAGUGGAAAAAUCUAAAACCUGUGAAUUUAACAUGUAUCUGUUUCUAUGGUGACUUACUAUUACUGUAGCCUACUUGCACAGUACAGGUUGGACUGACUGUUAAAGAUCAAUAUGGGAUAUAUCAUUUUAGGUCAUUCAGAGCGGAUGUCACUUUUUCUCUUUUAGUUUUGUAAACCACCAGGACCGCCUUUCCUUCGUGGGGCGUUUGGAAAAAUUUUCAGCCAGUGAGGACAUGGAACCUUGAAAGUAUGGCGGAUGCUGAGGAGCCGGAGAAGAAAAGAAGGAAAAUAGAGGAGCUGACUGAGAAAAUGGCUGUAGAUGGAGGACAUGGAGAUAGUGGAGACUGGGAUGGCCGAUGGAACCAUGUGAAGAAGUUCCUGGAAAGACCCGGCCCAUUCACUCAUCCUGACUUUGAGCCAAGCAUUGAGUCCCUUGGAUUCUUAUUGGAGACAUGCAAAAUCCUGGUCAUUGGAGCUGGAGGACUUGGAUGUGAGCUGCUCAAAAAUCUGGCUCUUUCAGGUUUUCGUCACAUUCAUGUUGUUGACAUGGAUACCAUCGAUAUCUCCAACCUCAACAGGCAGUUCCUUUUCAGGCCCAACGAUGUUGGCCGGCCAAAAGCAGAUGUGGCUGCUGACUUUGUCAAUAAUCGCAUCCCUGGAUGUAAAGUUGUCCCACACUUCAACAAAAUACAAGACUUUGAUGAAUCUUUCUAUAGACAAUUCCACAUUAUUGUUUGUGGAUUAGAUUCGAUCAUCGCCAGGCGUUGGAUGAAUGGCAUGCUGAUAUCCCUUCUGAGCUACAAUGAUGGUGUUCUGGACCCCAGUUCCAUCAUCCCCCUCAUUGACGGUGGGACGGAGGGUUUCAAAGGCAAUGCUCGGGUCAUUCUGCCUGGCAUGACCGCGUGCAUCGACUGCACUCUGGCGCUUUACCCACCACAGAUUAAUUUCCCCAUGUGCACCAUUGCGUCUAUGCCGCGGUUGCCAGAGCACUGCGUUGAGUAUGUCAGAAUGCUACAGUGGCCCAAAGACGAGCCUUUUGGAGAGGGUGUUGGUUUGGAUGGGGAUAACCCUGAGCACAUUCAGUGGGUGUUCCAGAGGGCCCAUGAGAGAGCUGCUGACUACAACAUCACAGGAGUCACAUACAGACUAACACAAGGUGUCGUGAAGAGGAUCAUCCCUGCUGUCGCGUCAACUAAUGCUGUAAUAGCUGCUGCCUGCUCCACUGAAGUUUUUAAAAUGGCUUCAAGCGCUUAUAUUCCACUGAAUAAUUAUCUGGUAUUUAAUGAUGUGGACGGACUGUACACCUACACAUUCGAGGCAGAGCGAAAGGAGAACUGCUCAGCUUGUAGCCAGGUGCCCCAGGAUCUACAGUUCCCACCCUCUGCCAAGCUACAGGAGGUCCUGGAGUACCUGACUGAGAACGCCUCCCUACAAAUGAAGUCCCCAGCCAUCACAGCAACCCUGGAAGGGAAAAAUAAGACACUAUAUCUACAGACUGUAGCUUCAAUUGAAGAAAGAACUAGACCCAACCUUUGCAAAACCUUGAAAGAACUGGGAUUGUCUGAUGGACAGGAACUAGCAGUGGCAGAUAUCACCACACCUCAGACUGUCCUCUUCAAGCUGAAACUCACCUCUUAAACCGUCAAAGUACACAUCCAAAAUCUAUCAAGACAUUUGACAACCUUUGGGGAAAGUGAUACAGCGUGGUAUCGUUUUAAUAUAUUUGAGACUGAUCAUGUAUGUAAGAUCCAUUAUGGCGGGUAGUGUGGAAGGUCAACAACUUUAUAUCAUUACAAUGUAAUCAGUCGGAACGUUUUCCUUAACAAUUAUGUUUUACUUAUUAAUGUUUGCUCCAAAUGGAUGUCUUCUUUCCCCCAUUCAAAAUAAGUAGUUUCUCCUUAUAUACAUAAUGACAACUGUGCUGCAAUAAAGUGUUUUGUUAAUGAAA